AUGAACUGAUGCACUUCUUUAUUGCUGGGGGAAAGGUGGAUCCACGUCUUAAAGAGUCAACACCUCUCAUCACGAGUGUAGCGAGAAUCAGAGGGGCUUGAUCUCUUGCCUACUUGACAGCACUCUUACUCUACGCCUUAUCUGAUGCACUUGUGCCUCUGCCACAUCUGUAAACGACUUGAGAAAUGAAUGGCUACGGAGCACCCUACCUCUACAUGGGGGGCCCGGUGUCCCAGCCGAGAGUGCCCCUCCAGAGAACGCCCAAGUGCGCCCGCUGCAGAAACCACGGGGUGCUCUCCUGGCUGAAAGGGCACAAGCGUUACUGCCGAUUUAAGGACUGCACUUGUGAAAAAUGUAUUCUUAUCAUCGAGAGACAGCGGGUCAUGGCGGCUCAGGUGGCACUGAGACGGCAGCAGGCGAACGAGAGUUUGGAGAGUCUGAUCCCGGAGUCUUUGAGAGCACUGCCGGGUAUCACGGUGGGAAGCGGAGAACAGAGCGCGAAUCCACGACCGAGCGAGAUAGACUUGCGAUGGAGCGCAGAUACUGUCACUCCUAAACCAUCUCAAGAACUAAGCGAUGACUUGUCUGGUGAGCAGUCAGGUGGAGAGAAUGGAGGCAAUACCAGUGACAGGGAACCAGAACCAGUCAGCUCACCUGAAGAGUCCAAACCUAACUUGUGCUGCACCCCUGACACAUCAGACCCAACUACCCAGCCUGAAGAGUCUCGCUUUGGGCUGUCUAAAUCCUGCACCGACCCGGAGUCUAAAGCUGACAACUCCAAAUACUCCACAGAGCCCAGCCUCCUCAUCGAAGGCCUCUCGGGCUCUGUAUCUCUUCCUUUCAGCCUGAGGGCCAAUCGACCGCCGCUAGACGUACUGAAAAAGAUUUUCCCUGCCCACAAACCUGCCGUCCUGGAGCUGAUCCUGAAGGGCUGUGGUGGGGACCUAGUCGGUGCCAUCGAGAUCCUCCUCUCCAGCCGUUCUACAAUGAAACCGGAAAAGAUCCUGUCUGAGAACACUGAUGCUCUUGUUCUUCCCUCAAACGGCCACCUCUUUGAGCAUCCUUUAAGCUCCUACCCGGUCUCCUCUAAGUGGUCUGUUGGUUCGGCCUUCCGUGUUCCAGAUUCCCUGCGCUUUUCCUCAGAGUCCCCAGGUGGAGUACCGGGCCCUCUUAGCAUGCCACUUCAGCAUGGCUUCCCCCAGCCACCUCGGUACCCACUCAUGCUGAGGAAUUCGCUAAGCCGGGGCCAAGCCGGGCCCUUCGUGCACAACGACUUGACUCUGUGGAAUACCAUGACAUUACAGCAACAGUAUCAGCUGCGCUCACAGUAUGUCUCCCCAUUCUCUGGCCCUUCAGCCGGAGUAAUACGCAGCUCGCCGCUUCUUACCAGCAGGCCCGCCGAGGAACAUCGUAUCAGCAUCCAGGAGGAGAGCUGCCCUGUCAUUACCAAACAGAGCAUGUAUGCUGCAGAUGAGGAGUACGAUGAAAGAUCUGACUCCUCAGACUCCAGGAUCCUGAAUACCUCCUCUUAACUUCUGCCCAGUCCAGUAGUUUCAUCAGGAGAUCGGAAAAGAGCACUGAACUGGGUUCUCGAGAUGAUGCAAAAGUGACAUUGUAAUGCUAGGAGCCUAAUGAAAAAAAUGUGCAGUACAUUACCUGAGGUAUUUCUACCAGAUUUGUGCCAGCUUAUUCAUGUGGGGAGUAAGAGUAACUUCGUUUUUGGAAAAAGUCAUUAAGGUACUAUUAUUUGACCAACAUGUCUGGAUACAUUAAUAUAUAGUUAAUGAUAAAAUGAUAUCUGUUUCCAUUUUGCAUGAAAUGUACUG
Molecule: messenger RNA, 1826 nt
Organism: Triplophysa rosa
Lineage: Eukaryota; Metazoa; Chordata; Actinopteri; Cypriniformes; Nemacheilidae
Gene: dmrt3a
Product: doublesex and mab-3 related transcription factor 3a
Exons: 2
Coding region: 186-1532 (448 amino acids)
Biological process (GO): male sex differentiation; regulation of transcription by RNA polymerase II
Cellular component (GO): nucleus
Molecular function (GO): protein binding; RNA polymerase II cis-regulatory region sequence-specific DNA binding; DNA-binding transcription factor activity, RNA polymerase II-specific
Source: RefSeq, a predicted model, not a curated record